AUGGGCCAAACAGGAUCAUCGCUUCCCUCCUCACUCCCCGAGCUCGCCCUUCACUGCCUACGCGUAGCAGACCACUCUCCUGCGUCCGGCCAGCUCGAGCCAUUUUUCGACUAUCUCAUCGGGAUCGAAUCGCCAGAUCAUCCCUUCGAUGCUGAGCCCGGGACAGGAGCGCCGCAGGGGCAUGGAAGGGGUUUAGUUGGACUGAGCCCGGCAGCGCUGGGUCGGAUAUUAGAGGAUAAUGAGGGAAAGAAGGUGGGACUGAGGGUAUAUAACGCCAAGAGUCAGAGGAUAAGAGAGCCUACCUCAUCGGAUCAGCAGCCAAAGCCAUCCCUCCUUGGGCUCUCACUCAGAGCUUGCAAUCCGGUCAACGCACUUGAGAGUGUAUAUCACGUUCUGGAUGUCUUAGAGGGAUCGCCAGCCGAGAUGGCUGGAUUGGUACCAUGGGGAGACUAUGUACUCGCAUGGUCAGGCGGACCCCUGCACUCCGAGAGCGACUUCUACAACCUCAUCGAAGCGCAUGUCGACAAGCCAUUGCGGUUGUUUGUGUACAAUUCUGACCUCGACAACCUGAGAGAAGUGGUGUUGUACCCAACAAGACAAUGGGGCGGGGAGGGACUGGUUGGGUGCGGUAUUGGAUACGGUCUCCUCCAUCGGAUCCCCCGCCCUGAGACUCCUCCGGCGGGAGGUGCUAUCGCUGCCGAUGGCUACUUCGGGCCAGAUUCGACACGGAUAGCUCAGCGUCCAGAUGGGGGGAUUCCGGCUUAG
Molecule: messenger RNA, 765 nt
Organism: Dioszegia hungarica
Lineage: Eukaryota; Fungi; Basidiomycota; Tremellomycetes; Tremellales; Bulleribasidiaceae
Product: GRASP55/65 PDZ-like domain-containing protein
Exons: 5
Coding region: 1-765 (254 amino acids)
Biological process (GO): Golgi organization
Cellular component (GO): Golgi apparatus
Molecular function (GO): protein binding
Source: RefSeq, a predicted model, not a curated record